UUUGUGAAUCAAAAUAAACAAGAGAAGGAAAGAGUUGGGAAGGAGAAGAAAAUGGUAGUAAAGGUUUAUGGUCCAGUGCGAGCUGCCUGUCCACAGAGGGUUCUGGCUUGCCUUUUGGAGAAGGAUGUGGAAUUUGAGAUUGUUCAGCUUGAUCUUGAUUCCGGCGAGCAAAAGCAACCUCACUUCCUUCUCAAACAGCCAUUUGGCCAAGUUCCAGUCGUAGAGGAGGGUGAUUUCCAGCUUUUUGAAUCUAGGGCAAUCAUAAGGUACUACGCAUCGAAGUAUGCUGAUCGUGGAUCAAAUCUACUUGGUAAUACAUUCGAAGAGAGAGCUGUGGUGGAUCAAUGGCUAGAAGUGGAAGCCCACAACUUCAAUGAUUUGGUGUACAAUCUGGUGUUUCAACUCGUGAUUCUGCCGAGAAUGGGGCAGCACGGGGACUUGAAGUUAGCCCGCAGCUGUGAGCAGAAGCUAGAGAAGGUGCUAGAUGUGUAUGAGCAAAGGUUGUCCAAAAGCAAGUAUCUUGCUGGAGAAUCAUUUACACUUGCUGAUUUGAGCCAUUUGCCUGGCAUUAGAUACCUGGUGAAUGAAGCUGGAAUGUAUCAUUUGGUGAAAGAGAGGGAGCAUGUUAAUGCUUGGUGGCAGGAUAUUUCAAGCCGUCCUGCAUGGAAGAAAUUGAUGGAACUUGCUGGUUUCUAGUUGGCACUCGUCCCUAAGAUAAUCUAUGUGUACUGUCGUCCAAAUAAUUUCAGACUAUUUUCAUCGUGUACUAGGUAGUUGAUGUUGGUAAUGUAAUGUUUUUAAUUUAGUUUAUUAUAGUCUAUUAAAUAAAACAUAAUUUGUUAUUGUUA
Manihot esculenta (cassava) is the source of this 848-nucleotide messenger RNA. RefSeq names its product glutathione S-transferase F11. The transcript has 3 exons. Gene Ontology annotation, molecular function: glutathione binding; glutathione transferase activity. Bases 52 to 696 code for a protein of 214 amino acids. Lineage: Eukaryota; Viridiplantae; Streptophyta; Magnoliopsida; Malpighiales; Euphorbiaceae. Gene Ontology annotation, cellular component: cytoplasm. The record is from RefSeq and is a predicted model, not a curated record.